GUCUCAAAUGCACUCCGAUCUAUAACCUGUGAUCUGUGGAUGAUCUGUGGUGCUUGUGUUUUUGAUAGGCGUGAGUUUCUAAAGUCCUUCUCAACAUAAAAACUUUGUGGAAAUAAAAAAGAAAACUUCAAAGCAUCAAUAUGUGUGCGAAAAUGGCAUUUCAGCACCAAGCUGGAACGGCUAUGGAAUGCUUAAGCAUUCCAAUAACACUGCAAAAAGAAGUGUGUGGGGACCAAAUGAGAUGUGGCUUUAAAAUUGGUGGUGGAAUUGAUCAAGACUUUAAUAAAAGCCCCCAGGGGUACACUGACAACGGUAUUUAUGUGACUGAAGUUCACGAGUCAAGCCCAGCCUCAAGAGCUGGGCUACGAGUGCAUGACAAAAUUCUGCAAUGUAAUGGGUACGACUUUACGAUGGUAACUCACAAAAAAGCGGUCAGCUACAUAAAGAAGAACCCUACGCUAAGUUUGCUAGUUGCUAGGAAAGGAGUUACUUCAUCUUAAGUUCACCCGGUAACAAGCCUAAAAUCAUUCCAUCGUUUAAGUAAUUUAAGUUACCGUGCGACAUAAUGUUUAGUAUGAAUGAACUUUUAUUUAUUCUCUUCACUAUUAAAUUUUGUGCCAUAUCCAUUUUUAUCACUGUAGAUGAGAAACAGUUCAAUACAAUCUUUUCAAAUUGCGAUAAAUCAAUGUAGAAGCGUAGACCGUGUAUGCCAUAUUAGGAUGUAGGCUGUCCUUUUUAUAGUGUUUAGGAAGUUGUUGCUUAGGGUCUAUUGAGUUAUGUAUGUUUAAUUGAAAUAUUUAUGCAAGUGUUAUCUAAGUGGAGAUAUUGUCUAUUUUAAAAGUAUUUGGCAUUGCCAGUCUGUGGCAUUAUUCUGUAAGUGUUAUGCUUCAUUGUAUCAAGUCAGUAUUUAUUUAAUUGUAAUAGCUAUUAGGUUUUAUAAGGAGACAAUUUCAAAGUAAAUUAUUGUGUGAUAAUAUACAUAUACAGUAAA
Dendroctonus ponderosae (mountain pine beetle) is the source of this 991-nucleotide messenger RNA. Its product is annotated as tax1-binding protein 3 homolog. The record is from RefSeq and is a predicted model, not a curated record. Bases 141 to 500 code for a protein of 119 amino acids. Lineage: Eukaryota; Metazoa; Arthropoda; Insecta; Coleoptera; Curculionidae. Gene Ontology annotation, molecular function: protein binding. Gene Ontology annotation, biological process: neurotransmitter receptor transport, endosome to postsynaptic membrane; neurotransmitter receptor transport postsynaptic membrane to endosome. The transcript has 3 exons. Gene Ontology annotation, cellular component: adherens junction; postsynaptic membrane; postsynaptic density.